CGGCGCUCGGGAUCCCGUUCCCACCUUCUUUUCCUUCUUUUUACUCCUUUUUCCUUCCUUAUUCCUUGGUUUUCUUCCUUUUUUUCCUUCUUUAUUCCUCGUUUAUCCUCCUUUUCCCUUAUUUUCCCUUCUUUUUUCCCUCCUCUUCCCCUUCUUUUUCCUCCUCUUCCCCCUUGUUUUUUUUCCCCCACUUUAUUCCUCCUUUUCAAUCCUUUUUACCUUUUUCCUCCUUUAUUCCUCCUUUCCCCUUCUUUAUUCUUUUUUCCUUCUUUCUCUUCCUUCUUCUUUUUUUUCCGCUUUUCUUUCCGUUUCCCCUUCUCUUUUCCUCUUUAAUCCUCCUUUUCGCUCCUCGUUUCCUCCUCUCUUCCUCCUUUUCCCCUUCGUUUUUUUUUUCCUUUUUUCGCUGUCCCCCUUCUUUUAUCCUUUUCCCCCUCUUUUUUCUCCCCUUUUCUCUCCUUUCCCCCCGUUUUUCCCACUUUUCCCGGUUCCACGGGGCCUGUUUUCCACCUCCAGCCGCCCCGGCUUUCCGCUGGGAAGGCGGAUUUAGGGCGGGGGGAGGAGGAGGAGGAGGAGGAAGAGGAUUAAAGGAUCACAUCCAGCAUCACUGGGAGAUCCACGUGGUGAUGGGCAACGAGGCCUGUGACCUGGACUCCACGGUCUCAGCACUGGCCCUGGCCUAUUUCCUGGCCCAGAGCUCCCCAGCUCCUGGAGCCGCCUUCGUGCCGGUGCUGAACAUCCCCCGCGCCGACUUCGCGCUGCGGACGGAGACGACGUUCCUGCUGCGGGAACAGGGCAUCCCGGCCACCUCCCUCAUCUUCCGGGAUGAGAUCGACCUGGGGGGGCUGCACCACGCCGGGCUGCUCUCCCUGACGCUGGUGGAUCACCACGUCCUGCCCGGUGCCGACGCAGCCCUGGAGGAGGCCGUGGUGGAGGUGCUGGACCACCGGCCGCUGGAGCGGGACCGCGGCCCACCGUGCCGGGUGACGGUGGAGCCGGUGGGCUCCUGUGCCACGCUGGUGACCGAGCGCAUCGCCCAGGGCCCCCCGGGGCUGCUGGACAGAACCACGGCCGCGCUGCUGCACGGCACCAUCCUCCUGGACUGCAUCAACCUGAGCCCGGCCGCCGGCAAGGUGACGCCGCGGGACGUGGCAUGCGUGGCCCUGCUCGAGGACAGGUUCCCCGAGCUGCCGCCCCGCGACAGCGUCUUCGGGGCCCUGCAGGCGGCCAAGUUUGAUGUCUCGGGGCUGACGACAGAGCAGAUGCUGCGCAAGGACCUCAAAGUGCUCUCCAGUGACGAGCUGGUCCUCGCCAUCAGCGGCAUCUACGUGGACCUGGAAACGUUCCUGCUCCGGCCUGGCUUGCUGCAGGACCUGGAUGGCUUCUGCCAGGCCCAUGGCUACGCAGGGCUGGUGGCCAUGACCGUCUCCUUCAACGAGCGCCACGAGCCCACCCGCAAGCUGGCGGUCUACAGCCGCUGCGAGACCCUCCGCGGCACGCUGUGCCGGGCGCUGGAGGAGGCGACGACGCCGUCCCUGCACUUGCAGCCCCUGCCCAGCCCCUGGCCCUGCGUGGGCGCCUUCGCCCAGGGCAACGCCUUGGCCUCUCGCAAGAAGGUCCUGCCCAUCCUGCGGGCAGCCCUGGGGGGCGCGGGAGCUGCCGGGGGUCCCGAGGAGGAGGUGGUGCCCCCGCCCACCCCCAUGAACAGCCUGGUGGAGGAGUGUCCUCUGGCGCAGGCUGUGCCCCCGCUGUGCCCCCAGGAAGUCCUGGAGCGGGUCAGCCGCAUCGCCACGGGGCAGCCCCCCGGCUCCCCCAAAUAACAGCGGGCACCCCGCGGCUCCGGAGGGCUGGACGAGAGGUUGGGGUCCCUGAGUAGGCCCUGGGGGGUGCCCGGGCAUGGGGGGUUGCAGCCACCUUCGUUAUAGAGCUCAGCUCUUGCUCCUCAGUGUGAGCUGUGCCCCCAGUGGGCUCCCCCCGCCCCCACAGUCCCCCAGGGUGGGUUUUUGGGGGCAGCAGUUGCACGCACUUAAUGAGGGCACUGGGGGGUUGUUUUUUAACGAGUUCUUGAUGUUCUUCCCUCCCCUGGAGGGCUGCAGGGGGGGCCCUGGAUGCCGGGUCCGGACACGCAGCCAGCCCAGGAAUGUCACCCACAUUUUCCAAGGAUUAAACUUCCCUUUUCUUCCA
Molecule: messenger RNA, 2181 nt
Organism: Myiozetetes cayanensis
Lineage: Eukaryota; Metazoa; Chordata; Aves; Passeriformes; Tyrannidae
Gene: PRUNE1
Product: prune exopolyphosphatase 1
Exons: 8
Coding region: 624-1817 (397 amino acids)
Cellular component (GO): cytoplasm
Molecular function (GO): exopolyphosphatase activity
Source: RefSeq, a predicted model, not a curated record